This is a messenger RNA of Fonticula alba, 2641 nucleotides long. RefSeq lists its product as hypothetical. The record is from RefSeq and is a predicted model, not a curated record. Bases 1092 to 1631 code for a protein of 179 amino acids. NCBI's taxonomy places the organism in Eukaryota, Rotosphaerida, Fonticulaceae. The transcript has a single exon.
UUCCGAAGUGUGUUUUCAUUUGUUUGCAACGCUUGGCUCUUCCCGGGGGCGGGAGGGGGAGACUUGCAUCUGGGGCAUUCUGGUGGCUCGUCACCGGGCGAGGGGUGGUGGUGAAAAAGGCCGGCCAGGCGGCCGGGGGUCUAAAUGGUGCACCUGGGAGUGCCCGUGCUGGGCGGCGUGCCGCGAGUUGUGGCAGGCUUUUCGCCAUCUUUCCUUCUCUUUUCUUCUCGCCUCAAUCCGAACGCUGUCACAUGUGGCGGGGAUGGCCUCAUUGCAGGAAGCCCCGGGGUUUCCCUUGGCGUUGGGCACGGUCGCUCAGCUCCGCGUGACUGAGGUCCUCGAGGCGAUUGAGUUCCCAUUGGUCAGAGACCCGUGCCGAGCCCGGGGCGUAAGCCACCCAGCCGAGCAUCGGGUUGAAGGUGAUGUUGGCACGCCAAUCGGCCAGGACCCGGUCUACCAGGGCCGCGGUGUGGGGCAGAUCCUGACGGAGACAUUCCAGCAGGCGCCGGACAAGGAAUGACAGAGUGCUAUGGGAGAGCCCGGUGGCCCGGGACAAGCUGCGCGCCCUGAGAGGGGGCCCGGUGAAGGUGAAACACGAGGGCAAUGCAUCCGGCAGGGGAGGAUGGGCCAGGAGCUCGGUCCAGGGCCGGUAGUGGAGCAGCUGACUGAUGGCAUGCUCGAUGACAUGCUGGAAGUCAUGGACAAGGUCGCCCACCAGCUGAUCCAAUUCGGCGCGGUAUGCCGGCAUCGGGUCGUCGGCAGGGUGCUCCGGCCGGCCAAGCUCCCGGAUGAGGGCCGCGCCGAUGCUGGCGAGGGUGUCGCCGGUGCUGGUGGCCGCGGCGUGUUCCAGGUACUGGACCGCCUGGCCGGGAGUGAGCUUGAUGGUGUUGGCUAGGAGGAGAAAAUCCAGGUGGUGCGGAAGGAGACCGAUGGCCCCGGCGCGUGCAUGUGCCAGCAGGUUGGUCGAUUCUCGGAGUAGGAUACGUGGAUCGGCAAAAAGCGAGGGCAUCGGCACAUGCAAGCAGGUGGGGGCUGCCUGGGGCUGGGGGUGGAGGCUAGCUUCGUAGAACCACCGCCAGCGAGCUUCGGCCAUGCGAUCGCCCUGCUCGAGCCAGCGGCGCGCGGCCUGGGACAUUCGCCCGGAGCGCUGCACCCGGGGGAGAACCCGGAGGACCAGCUGUGCGUUCAGGGCCUUGGGGCGCAUGGCGGAAAAGAGGUUGGACGGGCCGCCAAUGGGGUCGCCAGCGUCGUUGGUGGUUGACUUGGCCUGUGUGCCGAGGAGCAAGAGUGGCAGGCGAGCAGCCAGCACCUGGUGGACCACCGGCAUCGGAAGGCCGAGCGCCCUGACAACCUCCUCCAGGGGCAGGGUGCCGGCCAUACGGCGAAUGCUGGGAACCGUGCGGACCACAUGGGGGAAUGCCAGUGGCCGGGUGAUCCCCAUGGUCCGGAGGAGGAGGCCCAGAUCCAGGAGGCGCGGGGUGGCCGAGCCAUUGUCGACAGCACCCUCGGCGCUGCUGGGGGUGACCAGCCACUGGCGGCGGGUGUGGUCUGAAGGGGGCCACCAGGGAUCCAGCGGGGUGCGGACCUCCUCCAAGGCGCGGGAGAAGUCUUGCAAGAGUCGCGGGUUGUAAAAGCGGACAAUCGUCAGGGCCAGGCCCACGUUGAUGAUGCGGUAUUCGACUCUCCGGCGAAUGGUGGCGGUGGUCUUGGCACGGAAGUCCCAGUAGGCCUCGCGAAGGAGGGCGAUGACGCGCUGUUUGCCGGUUCCAUCGGGCGAGAAUUCCAGCCGGUUGUCAAGCAUGCGCAGGACCUCAUCAUAGAGGUGCCGGGGGAUUGGGAGGGUGGACGGCGUGGCGAGGGGGGCGGAUGGAUCCCGGGCCGUGGAGGCCAGGCCGGAGGAUUCGGCAUUGGGGUCCUGGGCCCGGGCAGGCCCGGGGUGUGUGGCUGGGCGGCCGCCACCAGGCAGCAGGCCCAGUUGGAUGGCUGGCAGCAGUGUGCCGGCCACGUACUCCUUGGGGGCCGGCGGGAGAAAGGGGUUCGGCGGCAUCAGGGGGCUGGCGGCCGGCCGGAUGGGGGUUUGCCAGCGGCCCGAGCGCUCAGUCUCACCGGCGAGGGCAGCUUCACGUGUGGCCGGUGGCGAAGGGGCACUUGCCCAGGGGGAUUCGCGUGUGUCGAGGGAGCCGGACAGGGGGGAGCCGGCGGCGGCGGCGGCGGCGGCGGCGGUAGUAGCAUUGAGGAAGCUGACCACUGUGGCGGCAUUUCGAUUGCGGCGACCGUGCACGGGCGGUGGCCGGCUGGUGGGCGCAAGCGCGGGGGUGGGUGCAGCGGUGUUGGUGUCCCGGGCAGGGUCCUUGUCAUGGCGGAGUAGCCCGAGAUAGUGGUCGUCAUCGGUGUCCUCGUCGUCGGUGGCGAAGUAGUCAAUUUCGCCAUCGGGCCCAGCCCGCAGGGCCGUGGCUGAUGUCUCCUGACGCGAGAAGAAGACCGCCAAUUUCAUGGCGAUCUCGCGCUCGAGGCGUCCGGGAUCCGAAUCGUCUAUCGAAGGGGACACCGGCGGGCUUUUUGGCGGGGCGUGUGAGGCGGUGGGGGAGGAGUCGUGGGAGGCGGUGGGAGCGGGAGCUGGGGCGGUGGCGGUGGCGGUGGC